This is a messenger RNA of Chondrus crispus (carragheen), 4608 nucleotides long. RefSeq lists its product as hypothetical. Bases 1 to 4383 code for a protein of 1460 amino acids. NCBI's taxonomy places the organism in Eukaryota, Rhodophyta, Florideophyceae, Gigartinales, Gigartinaceae. The transcript is spliced from 2 exons. The record is from RefSeq and is a predicted model, not a curated record.
AUGGACGAUGAAGUGGCGGGAGCAGACGACGGCGAAGACAUCGUCGACAAGGAAGAACAUGCGGAACAAGAGGACGAGCCCGAACCGUCGGCAGUCCCAGUGAGGCUUCACGAACAGCAAGAGGUACCUGCCACUGUGAGUGAAAUUAUCGCCGAAGAAUCCGAGCCGGUCGCGCCAGUGAGUGAGCCUGUGGAAGCGGAGGCUACACCCCUUGCAGGCGUAGAAGAACCAGAGUCUCUUGACAGAUCGUUCGCAGUCCCUGAAGCCGCCGAGCCCUCCUCUGAACCCGCGGAAGACGCUGAAGAGGCGAGCCCCGAAGACGGUGUGCUGCUUGCCGAACACCCAGAAGCUGCUGCUGAUGAUCAGGUCGAGGAGGAUUUUGAAGUCACGGCUGGUGGUGAGGAAGAUGCUGGGGAUCUGGAUAAGCCAUCUGAUGCCGAUGCUGUGGACCCAUCUUCGCAGGAAAGAUCAUUUACUCCAGCUGCUAUCCCGCAGUCUCAAGACGAACUAUCCGAAGAACCAGAACCAGCCAAGAUUGUGGACGGCAUUGAAGACACCAUUGCGGUGGGGCCCGAUCCUACGGCAAGUCGAGAAGUCCUUCCAGCUGUAGAUACCGCCGAAGCAGAUGUGCCCGCUCCUAUCCUGGAGGACACUCCUGUCCUUGCUGAGGAAGUAGCCGUUGAGGAAGAGGGAGAGAGCAUUGAGCCUACUCCCGUAGAUGCGCAGCCUGAACCCGAAGAGGCCUCACAGGAGGAACAACCAAAUGUCGACGGUGAGGAAGCAGCAGAUGAGCCGCAACCUACUGCUGAAGCGACUUCCGUUCCAAUUGCAUCUGAACCAAAGAUGACGGAGGAAAUGGCAGAAGACCCAGGGACGCACGACGCCGAGCCUGCCGAAGUGGUGGAUACCACUACUGAAGAAGCUGCCACUCGGGCUUUGCCCUCGGCUGUAGUCGAGGAUACGUACCCUGUUCUGGGGGCGGAGCCUGAACCAACCCUUGAUACUUCUGUAGAGGCCCCGGUUGAAGAGUCACUGACGCGGAGCCUGCCAGUGGCAGAAGAUGCAGAUGAAGCGGAAGAGCCUGACGCAAUUGACACCCAGGCUGUUGAAGAGUCCCCAGCGGAGGUUGAAGAAACUUCCGAUGUAAAUGCUGUGGAAGGCGAAGCUGAAGAGUCCCCUUCUCUACCAUUCGGAGAUGAUGCCGGUGUGAAGGCUGCGGAGGAAGCUGAAGUUGCAGCUCAAGAUGAGGGCUAUGAUGCCACACAAGCAGGGUCAACGGAGGUCCAGGAAAGUGUCGAGGCGCCGGCUGAUACCGAAGAAGCUACUCGUGACCUCCCGACGAGUGGGUUUGCUGGAGUCCACGUCGCCGAACAAGCUGACUCUGAGGCCCAAGUGGUAGACGAGGGGAUAACGGAUGAUGUGGGAGGGGUUGAAGCGAGCCGUGACCUUCCCCAAAUGGCCACCACAGAAGAAGUAGAGACUGUGGAAGGAUCUGGUGCUGAUGUCCCGGAAGCCGAGGCCGUCGGAGAACCCGCUGUUGAGGCGCCAGAAGCCGAGACUGUGGAAGAACCCGCUGUUGAGGCGCCAGAAGCCGAGACUGUGGAGGAACCCGCUGUUGAGGCGCCAGAAGCCGAGACUGUGGAAGAACCCGCUGUUGAGGCGCCAGAAGCCGAGACUGUGGAAGAACCCGCUGUUGAGGCGCCAGAAGCCGAGACUGUGGAGGAACCCGCUGUUGAGGCGCCAGAAGCCGAGACUGUGGAGGAACCCGCUGUUGAGGCGCCAGAAGCCGAGACUGUGGAAGAACCCGCUGUUGAGGCGCCAGAAGCCGAGACUGUGGAGGAACCCGCUGUUGAGGCGCCAGAAGCCGAGACUGUGGAAGAACCCGCUGUUGAGGCGCCAGAAGCCGAGACUGUGGAAGAACCCGCUGUUGAGGCGCCAAAAGCCGAGACUGUGGAAGAACCCGCUGCUGAGGCGCCAGAAGCCGAGACUGUGGAAGAACCCGCUGCUGAGGCGCCAGAAGCCGAGACUGUGGAAGAACCCGCUGCUGAGGCGCCAGAAGCCGAGACUGUGGAAGAGCCCGCUGUUGAGGCGCCAGAAGCCGAGACUGUGGAAGAACCUGCUGUCGAAGUUACUGAAGUCGAAGCAGCAACUGAUUCGAAAGAAGUCUCCGAAGAUAUUGCCGUGGAAACAACUCGUAGUCUCGAUGCCACGCCUACUGCAGCAGAAGCAGGUGAUGAGGAAGAGAAACACGCUCCCCUUGACUUGAGCGCUGAAGUUCCAGUUUUGGCUGAGGAAGCCCGUGCUUUGCCUGCGACAGAACCAGUAGUGUCCAUGGAGGCAACUGAAGAAGCUGCGAUUGAGGCUACGGUUGAGGAACCGCGAGCCCAGUCCACAACAGUGCAGCAAAUGGUUCAAGCAGAUGAGGCACUGGAAGGUUCUACUGAAGUUGUCGAGGGCGACGAAGUGCCCACGUUUUCUGACGAUACGCGUGAGAUGGACGUGACGGAACCUGAGGUUACUACAGGGGAAGUGGUCGAAGUCGUCCAAGAAGCUUCUGAUGCGCAAGCAGCUGAAGAAGCUGAGCUUGAGGCAUUAGUGGAUGAUGGGCACCCUGCACAUCCGGCAGAAGUUCAGGAAGCUGUAGGCGAACCAGUGGAUGUAGAAGCGACCCGUGAUUUUCCACAAGAAGCAACUGCCAUUGAGGAAACCGAAGAACAGGUUACCGAGACUCAAGCGGAUGCAGAAGCGACGGCAAUCGAUUCUUCAAACAUUGAAGACACUGGUGAUUUGGGAGUCGAUGCCGAAGGGACUCGCGAGCUGCCGGUUCCUGCAGCGGAGGCUGACACCACCAUGGAAGAAACUACUGCUGUUGGCAAGGCCGAGAGUGCUCCGAUUGUGGACGUUGCUGAUGAGACUGGAGCCGGUGCGCCGAUUGUUGAGGCAGCGGAAGACGCUUCUGCUGAGGUUAGCGAGACCGUUGAUGCAAUCGAAUCUCGUGGUUUUCCUGUAGUGGAGACUGAAGCCGAUGUAUCAGCAGUUGGGGUAACAGAAGAUGCCUCAGCUGAAAAGAACGCGACAGUUGAUGAAAUGGAAUCUCGCGGUUUUCCGAUAGUGGAGGCGGAUUUGGCAGCGGAAGAGCUCCCUCAACAAGAGGAGCCAGCUGACGAAGAUGCUCCAGCGGAGGAUGCUGAGGUACCAGGGGAGGUCGAAGGCCAACAGCCUACAGCAGAGGCCACGGAAGCUGUGGACGCAGAGGCAGCUGCCGAAGGGGAGUAUGUGGAGGAGGCUGAGCACGAGGCAGCUGUGGAUGAAAGUUUGCCAGUGAGCACUGCAGAAGUGGUUGAUGAGGCCGGGGUCGAGGAGGCGGUAUCUAGCCGGGAGGUUGACGUUGCGCAGCUCGGUGUGGUUUCGGAAGAAGCCAUUCCCACAGGAUAUGAAGAGCCGAUUGAGGAGGCAACACCUUACGUCGAGGCCGAGGCGGACAAGGACGACUCGAUUGAGGAGGCUGUACCGUACAAGGCACCGGCCGUUGCUGCAGCGGUAGAGAUCGACGAGGCUGGAGACGAGAAAGUAGUCAACGGAACUGGAGAAGGGGAAGAGUUUGUCGAUGCUGACUCUGGAGAAUCGAGUGAAUUCAGAACAGGACUGGUUGACGUUGCGGGUAAUGGUGGUGCUACUACAAGGGAAGCAUCGGAAGCAGUCUCCGAACCCGUGGUAGAGCAGGACGGUUCAGCAACUCUGGAAGACUACGCUACAGGUGAGACCAGCGAACCAACUCCAGAACUAGCAGCAGAGGCGCAAGAAGCGGGGGCGGAGGAGGAGAGCGGGGCCGUUGAAGCAGUGGCGCAAGACCGAGGGAUCGGGGAUCUACUGCAGCAAGCUACCGGGCAAGCAGUGCUGGAGGAACCCGAGAUGGCGGCCGAAAAUGCAGGAGGCGCUAGUGCUCUGGCACAAGGACUCGCGGGGAUGAUGGCCGGAGGGACUGACACGAGUGGGGCUACGUCAGGGUUGGCAGGUAUGAUGUCUGGGGACAGCGGGGCAAGUGGAGCUACGUCAGGGUUAGCGAGCAUGAUGCCCGGGGGCGUUGAGUCUGCAGGGGCAGCUGUCAAAGCGAUGGAGAUGCUCCCUGAAGGAAUGGCGACCACGAUGUUGAAGUCUGGGGUUGCGGACAACCUUCCGACGAGCGUGAAAGCCGGGCUUGCCACGACGGCGGUGAAGGAGAGUUUGACGGGCGGACUGCCGGAGGGCGUGAGCCCUGCUUUGAUGGGGGCAAGCGUUGUGCAGCAGACCACACUGGGCGGGACGGGGGGGUCAGGCGGAGUGGCCGGGGCGCUGGGAAACCUGGUGCCUGGGUUUGGUGGAGACGACGCAGAGAAGGAGUGAUUGUUGAAGUUGAAGAGCGGAGAGGGUGGCGAAGGAAGGUGCGAAAGGUGUGGGAAUGGUUUACUUGGUGUUUGUGUUGUUGUUGCGCAGAGAGGAGGAAAAGAGGCGAGUACAGUAGAUACAGUAGAAGAUGAUAAAAACGUUGAGUCGCUUUGUACGCGGAUCUUACAGUGCGCAGUGGUCAGCGGCCAGCAAUGUAGUGUAAGAAGAGCGUUAUUUGCUCUG